AAAGGCUUAUUUGACUGCCAGCAGGGAGGAAGUUCAUAAUCGUGAAUUAUUUGUAUUUUUUAUUUUUAUCAGUUAUCAGAUGAGUUAUUUUUCACUUAGUGGUUACGAAAAAUCCGCAAAAACAUUUCCGUGUGGUUAUUUUUGCGUAAAAAUCUUAUGCAAGGACGUGAAGGUCGUUGACGUUGAAACGUCCUUGAGUUUGACGUCGCCAUUUGACAUUGACAGGAUAGUUUUUUGAGGUUAGGUUGUAAAUUUAUUUGAAAAAAAACCCAAAAAGUAAUGAACUUGGAUGACUACAACCACGGAGAAAAUGAGAUGGAAGUUGAAGGCUCUGAGGACUACCCCUUGCAGAUAAUCUCCCCGCGCGUGGAGGAGAUCCACCCCUUAGCAUUAGUAGCAAUAAACGUAGAUAAUAACGAGCCCCCCGCCACCUACAACGACGUGGGGUUCCCCCUAGUGCCACAAGCCAACGAAAUCGAAAGACUGUCCCCCACCGAGUCAGUGGCGAGCACCCCCCAGACCUUCGACGAGGAGAGCAACCAGUCGCGAAAGCGCACCUUCGAGGACGAGGAGCGCGAGGAGGACGGCUCCGUGUGCCCCAUUUGCCUGGACGAGUGGACGAACACGGGCCCCCAUCGGAUAUGCGCCCUCAAGUGCGGGCACCUGUUCGGUGAGCAGUGCAUCACCCGGUGGCUGAACCAGAACUCGCGCAAAACGUGCCCGACCUGCAAGGAGAAGGCGCGCCGCCACGACAUUCGCUACAUUUACGCCAAAAAACUAACAGCAAUUGAUACAACUGAACUGGACAAUAUCAAAAAACAGCUGGACUCGGUGACCGAACAGCGCAACAAGUUCCAGACUGAGUUGGCCACGUGCGCCUACCGCGAGCAGUUGCUGAGGCAGGAGAUCGCCCAGCUCAAGACGCAACUGAGGCAGAACAAUGUUCCUACUUUCAACCAGCCCAUGGUGGAGCGCGUCAAGCUGUACAUGGACAAGGCGAUGGAGAUUUGCAAAUUCGGCGGAAGCCGGGUUUUUGACGCGCGCUGCGAGCUGGACCUGCUCAUGGCUUCGAUGAAGUCGCCCACGAAUUUGUUCGCCGGGUUCGGCUUGAAAAAAAUAAACAUUUCGGGGUACAGAACAAUCGCGUUCAUUCCAGUCCAUACGUUGCAAAUUAGAGACAUUUGUUUCCACAAGGAACAGAACUGGGUGCUUACAGCGUCCAUGGACAAGACCUUUAAGGUCAUAAACAACCACGAGAAUUCGGUUGUCCACCAAUUCACCCAUCAAAUGCCCCUCUGGUCAUGCUGUUGGGACGAAAACAACCCAUACGAGCUAUACGUAGGGACGCAAGCUGGGUCGGUUAUAAAAUACGACAUUCGGCAAUUAACCGAGGCCGUUUGUACCUUUUCCAUAGAAGGGGACAUGUCUCCGGUGGUUUCAGUCGCGUCGAUCCCGGCAGCCCCGGGCGAAGCCCUGGCGCAAGGGGGCGUCGUGUCCUGCAAGUUGAACUCGCUCUGGCUGUACGAGAACGCGAAUGGGGAGUACAAGAGACACCCGAUUUCCUUAGAGGGACCAUUCGUUUCAAUGAAAUACCAAACAAACACAAAGCAAUUGUUAGUGUCUUCUAGGCCCAAUAGUCGAAUUACGUACGCGAGGCAUACUUUAAGUACCUUGGCGAGGAAUGAGGGGAAAAUUGACUGCAAUAUUCUGCACACGUUUCAAGGGGGCGGCAUGCAGAAGUUGCUAUCAAAGUCGUGUUUUUUGUCGCAUACGAGUGAUUACGUUGCUGCCCACCAGGAAAAUUGCAAGAGUGUGUUCUUGUGGAGCAUCAAUACGGGGCAAAAGGUUUGCUCCGUGACGGCGCACGAAAGUGUUUUCGAUCUGAAAGGGUUCCAGAAUCAAAAUGGUAGUUUUCUGGUUUCGUUGACUGAUAAAAAACUCGAGUUUUUCAAAUUUGCUUAGGCGGUUUUUAAAGUUUAAGUAUUAAGUAUUAGGUACACUCUUCAAUUUUGUUACGGAUCACAUUUUGACCAUACGAUUUUCAAUAAAUUAUUUAUUUUUUUUACA
Tribolium castaneum (red flour beetle) is the source of this 2067-nucleotide messenger RNA. RefSeq names its product E3 ubiquitin-protein ligase RFWD3. The record is from RefSeq and is a predicted model, not a curated record. Gene Ontology annotation, cellular component: nucleus. The transcript has 2 exons. NCBI's taxonomy places the organism in Eukaryota, Metazoa, Arthropoda, Insecta, Coleoptera, Tenebrionidae. The coding region runs from base 280 to 1962 and encodes 560 amino acids. Gene Ontology annotation, biological process: protein ubiquitination; interstrand cross-link repair. Gene Ontology annotation, molecular function: ubiquitin-protein transferase activity; protein binding.